Laetiporus sulphureus 93-53 is the source of this 1584-nucleotide messenger RNA. RefSeq lists its product as uncharacterized. The record is from RefSeq and is a predicted model, not a curated record. Gene Ontology annotation, molecular function: zinc ion binding; DNA-binding transcription factor activity, RNA polymerase II-specific. The transcript is spliced from 2 exons. The coding region runs from base 1 to 1584 and encodes 527 amino acids. Gene Ontology annotation, biological process: regulation of DNA-templated transcription. NCBI's taxonomy places the organism in Eukaryota, Fungi, Basidiomycota, Agaricomycetes, Polyporales, Laetiporaceae.
AUGUCUUCGUACGAGCUUGCAGCGGCGUUCGGCUCCAGCUCUUCCCUCCAGCAUCCUUCCUCCUCUUACCACUCGCUAGCCGGCCUCGAUCCGUUCGACUCUGCCUCUGACUCUCCAUUCCAAGGCAGCACGCAGGGCGUACAUCCGUCGCAUCCGUCCUCGUCGUCUGGUUUGUCCGCCGCGCACGACGUUCAGGCGGCGUUCCACCCUUCUGCAUAUUCCAACGCAAAUACCCUCGCUUUCCAACAGGCGCUCGCCGAUGCGUUCGUCUCUGCGCAUGUACAGCAGCAGCGUCCGGUGUCGCCGCACUCGCAGGUUCCGUACACCAGCCUCCGCUGGCCCGCCGCCGGGCACAUGAACCACCUCGGACUCGAGCCGAUGGACCCGUUAUUCGCACCGGCGUCGACGCAGCCCCUCUUCCCGCCCUCGUUGCCCGCACAUAGCGUAUACCAGAGCGACAGCCAGGCGGCGCAGACGCUGCAGGACCACCAGCAAGCCGCCGCGCAGCCGUCCUGGUCCGUCACCGGCUCGCUCGACCCUGCGACGGGCGUGUACCAGCGCGUGCCGGAGCACCCGCGCAUGCGCACCGCACAGGCGUGCGAGAAGUGCCGCGUCCGCAAAGCCAAGUGCAGCGGCGAGCACCCGACCUGUGCGCGCUGUCGGAUGCGCGGGCUCGUGUGCGAGUAUGCGCCCGAGCGGAAGAUGCGUGGGCCGAAUAAGGUGAAGCGGAGGAGCGUCGACGCCGCGUCGACCUCGACCGAGCGCCGCGCGUCCUGCCCGUCUGCGGACGAGCGCAGGAUGUCCGACGCGAGCACGAGCGGCGAUGUCGAUCCGAACUAUCGCUUCCCCGAGAAUGGAGACGCGAAGCCCGUCUCGCCGCCGCAGAGCAGGACGCCGGCGUCUGAGCCUGUGUCCUCGCCGCUGCGCUUCCCCGUGGGCACGUCCCCCGAGCACGACCACGAGCGCGAGUAUGAGGCAGAGGCGCGCAGCACUGCGAGGCGCGCGCGCCCGCAGUCGAUUGACCUCGGGAGCGCGGCGUUCUUCGCGCCGCACCCUUUCCCGCACGCAUACCAACACGAGUCGGCGCAGGAGCACAGCGAGCGCCAGCACCAGCCCUACACGCGACAGGUGCACCUCCUCCCACCGGUCGACUACGCCGCGCGGCGGCAGAGCUUGCCGGCGUACGUCCACGUGCUAUCGCUGAGCGCGCACGCGGCUGCGCAACGUGCCCAGGGCCUGGGACUGGACGCGCUGGGCUCGGGCUCGGGCUCGGGCCGCCGCUCGGGCUCGGGCUCGCAUUCUGGGAGCGAGAGCUCGGGGGUGGCACCGCCGACGCCUUUGGAACUGCCUGAGAGCUUGGUGGGCGGGGAGCUGGUGUAUCCCGCGAUGGAGAUGGAGAUGGGGAUGGGGAUGGACGUGAGGGGAGAGCAGGGGGAGAUGCAGUUCGGUGAUGAUCCGUUCAAGUUGCCGGAGCCGACGUUGGGGAUGGGGAUGGAGAUGGGGGAGGAGAUGGAGAUGGGAACGGAUGAGGAGAAGAGAGGGGAUGUGGAGGUGCCGAUUGACCCUGCGCUGUUGGCAGAGUGA